AUGCACUUUAUAAUUCAGAAUAUUGAGAAGACAGUUCUACUCUCUAAGUAUGUCAAUCUGCUUACUGCUGAGAUGGAACUCAAGACAGAAGAUCAGAAAAUGCAGGAUUUUAAGAUGCAGAUUAAUCUGACUGAGAGAGAGCAGCAGAAACUCUUCUCUGAGAAGGCAGCAGAGAGAGAUUUUAAGAUGAUUAUCAUCUCAGAUGAGAAGAAGAAGAAGAAGAAUAAGAAUAAGAAUUAUAAUCAAUUUGUGGUUCAGAAGAACGUACGACUGUCGGAUAAUAACACAGCCGCUUCCGAACUACUAGCGUACGCGUAUGAGUGUAAAGGGGCCAUAGCGGCCGCUAAUUAA
This is a messenger RNA of Blastomyces dermatitidis ER-3, 351 nucleotides long. RefSeq lists its product as uncharacterized. The coding region runs from base 1 to 351 and encodes 116 amino acids. The transcript is spliced from 2 exons. Lineage: Eukaryota; Fungi; Ascomycota; Eurotiomycetes; Onygenales; Ajellomycetaceae. The record is from RefSeq and is a predicted model, not a curated record.